Mytilinidion resinicola is the source of this 4382-nucleotide messenger RNA. RefSeq names its product peroxisomal biogenesis factor 6. The coding region runs from base 1 to 4305 and encodes 1434 amino acids. The record is from RefSeq and is a predicted model, not a curated record. Gene Ontology annotation, molecular function: ATP hydrolysis activity; ATP binding. Gene Ontology annotation, cellular component: peroxisomal membrane; cytosol. Gene Ontology annotation, biological process: protein import into peroxisome matrix. NCBI's taxonomy places the organism in Eukaryota, Fungi, Ascomycota, Dothideomycetes, Mytilinidiales, Mytilinidiaceae. The transcript has 3 exons.
AUGGAGAUCCAAGAGAGGCCGCUCAAUCCUCGCAAGAGGCGCAGGCGGAGGAGAGCAGACCGGCCCGCCAUCUCCGCCCGACUGCUGCUGGACGAGAGAAUGAAGGGAGAAGUUGGAGUGCUCUCCGAGGAUCUGUUUACGGAUUUGUUCCCAGAAAGUAAGCAGCAGUCUGCUCCCGCACCCGAUCGCGUCCAUCAUGUAGCCAUAACCCCCUGGCUUCCAAGCUCCAUAGCUUCGCCGCGAAGCGCAUCAUGGGCCAUACUGCCUGUACGAGCUGCGUUGAAGGCAGAUUCCACCACGACUCGACCCCAUUCGUCCCUCCAGUUCCCCGCGACAUCGCUUGCCCUCCAGUCCUUCAUACACACAUUGCAUACUUUGUCGCCCAACAAGCAACAACGAAGAGACACUCCGAUUGAGAUCAGGAUACUAGAUGUGCUUCCGGUUGGCCUCGAUACUGUCUUCGUUAGCCUGGACACAGAUGCGCUGAGGAAGCUGGAUGAGGUGCACGCAAAAUUUGGGGGAGGCUUCGGGGUUAGACGCGCCAACGGCACCGUCAAGGGCCCCAAGGAACGGUUUCUCGAGGUCAAUGGCGUAUCUGGAAAAGCAAAAGCAGGCGUGGAUCUUACCACACAAGAGCAGAUGUGGAAAAAUGCCGUCCGUGAUGCCCUCAAGGAGCCUACGGUCGUCCAUACUGGAGAUCUACUACCACUGCCGCUUCCGUCCCAUCCUAUAACACAUGUUCCACCGCCCCCAGCCAAAAUCACGGCAUGUGAGCCCGUAUCUCAGGGAUUACUUCUACCAAACACGAAAAUAGUGGUCCUCCGAUCCCAUGGUCAUUCUAAAUUAUCGAAAGUGAUUGCGCCUGUAGCUUCUCAAAUACAGAGCGGAGUUGGAGAAGAUGAUGAAGAUACGUCAAAUGAACAAUUCUAUUCUGCGGCAGAGGAAAGAACUUCGUCACAAGGAGCAACCCCACCGGAUGAGGAACAUUCAACAACCGAUAACCUAGAUUCCGAGCUAUCAGGCACAGAUGGUGGAGAUCUAUCCGAUGACGAUGAUAUGAUAUCCCUGAGCGCCCCUAUGCUACCCCCUCAGUCUUCCGGGGUCCUUUCCUCAUUUUCCUCUGCAACACCCCGUCCAGGAGGAUUCCAUACGAAUGGCAUUGCCACACCUGGAUCAGUCUUUUCUAGCUUUACAGCAACAACAGCACGUGGGCCGACCUCAUCAAAAUCAAAAGUGUUCAAAGCCCAGGGACUGGUACAACCUAUAUCAGAUGAGCUACUCCAUCCAAAGCCAGGAAGUGAGGAUGACGAAGAAGCACGGGUUUUCGUUGACACCAAUACCCUAGUAAAGGUGGGGUGCUUCUCUGGAGACUGGGUUAAACUAGAAGCUGCUGCAGAGCCCCCACAACACGGACUUGGGGCCUGGGGCUUCGGCGCUUUUGGCGAAGAGCAUGAGGACCCUCCGGAAUGGCGGGCGGCGAGAAUAUUUGGCUUGCCCGAGAGCUUGUCUAAGAAGUCUCAUCGGUACCCUGUCAAUAGAUUGACGAAUCGGAGGUCAAGUUUCUCUGGCAUGCUUCCAUCUGCUCCAGCAUCACAAGCCUACGUAUCCCCUGUUCUCUUGGCCAACCUAGGAGAACCCACACAUCUACGCAUAUCAUCUCUUUCGCCCCUUCAGGUAUCCCACUUGCCACGAGGUUCAAUCCAGAAGCCACGUUUAACCAGUUCCUCUUUACCUCCCUCGGCAAAGGAGGUUACGUUAUUGAAGCUUUCGACUCCCUUGUCUACCGAUCGGUUGCUCCAAUCUAGCCUUUUUGCUGCUCUAAAGGAGUACUUCGAGCAGAAGCGAAGAUUAGUAAAAAGUGGUGACCUGGUGGGGAUCUCCAUUGACGAACGAUUGGGUAAAGCCGUGUUCCAAGCGUCUGCUACCGAGGACGAUGCUGGAACCGAAGAUUUACUAUUCAAGUCAAAACAAAAAAGCUCGCAAGACUCGUCAGCUGUCGAAGAAUGGAAUCCGAAGGCAGUUGCAUGGUUCAAAGUUGGCAAUGUCAUUGCGGCCCAGUCCGAGACUUUGGACAAUGAUGAGAUGCAGAUUUGGGGCGGAGUAGUAUCAGUGGAUGCUGCAAGCACCAAAAUGGUACAAGCAGGAAGCGAGCAGGGCAAGGUUCCUGCUACCAUCAACAGCUCCUGGCAGUAUUAUCUAAAUGCAAAACGAGCGCCUGUUUCCUCUGCGCAGGCUUCCGCACAAGCUAUGGGAAUAGAUGACCUUCCAAAGCCCUAUGUAUCUUCACUUCGACGUCGCCUAAGAGAGCUGAUGUCUGCAGCUACGAGCCUACGAGCCAUACAUUUGGGACUCCCCCCAUUGGCUAUUCUGAUCACUUCGACCCAGCGAGGCAUUGGGAAAGCCACUGUUGCCACACUCGCUGGCGAGGACUUGGGACUUCAUACCUUUUCCAUUGAUGCGUUCGACAUCUUGACCGAAGGCGGCGCAGGCGGAGGUGAUGUCAAGACAGAAGCUUUCCUCAAAGCGAGGGCAGAACGCGCUCUCACCUGUGGUGCAGAAUACACAACCCUCCUCGUCAAGCAUGUCGAAGCCCUAAAUGCCGACCGGAUGACCACAGCUCUCAAAGAGAUACUCGCAGACUCUCGAGUCCUGAUAGCAACCACGACAGAAAUCGAUAAAGUCCCUGAAGGAAUCCGCGGCCUCUUCACUCACGAACUCGAGAUGUCCGCUCCCGACGAAGGCGAGCGAGAGGGGAUACUUCGAGGCGUAGUUGAGAACUCUGGCAUCCGUCUAUCCCCCGACGUCGAGCUCUCCAGCGUCGCCAUCAAGACCGCCGCCCUCGUCGCUGGCGACCUCGUCGACGUGGUCGACCGUGCUCUCGUGGCGAAACAAACCCGCCUUGAAUCCCUCGCCGAGUCGGCCACCAAGGCGCUCUCCCUCCCCUCCUCCGUGACUGUCAAAGACAUCGAGCUAGCCGGAGGCCCUGCUAGUACUAGCCUCGCGAAAGUUGACCUGGAUGCUGCCGUUGACGCCGCCCGCAAGAACUUUGCCGACGCCAUCGGGGCCCCCAAGAUCCCCAACGUCAGUUGGUCCGACGUCGGUGGCCUCACGCACGUCAAGGACGCGGUUAUGGAAACGAUCCAACUGCCUCUCGCGCGCCCAGAGCUUUUCGCCAAAGGCAUGAAGAAGCGCAGCGGCAUCCUCUUCUACGGUCCCCCGGGCACUGGAAAAACACUCCUCGCGAAAGCCAUCGCGACCGAGUUCUCGCUCAAUUUCUUCAGUGUUAAGGGGCCUGAGCUGUUGAAUAUGUAUAUCGGCGAGUCUGAAGCGAAUGUGCGGCGUGUAUUUCAGAGAGCUAGGGAUGCGAGACCUUGCGUUGUGUUCUUCGACGAGCUGGACUCCGUUGCACCCAAGAGAGGAAAUCAAGGAGACAGUGGGGGUGUCAUGGACCGUAUCGUCUCCCAACUCCUCGCCGAACUCGACGGGAUGAGUGAUGGCGGAGAAGGUGUUUUCGUCAUCGGAGCCACCAACCGCCCUGAUCUCCUCGAUCAAGCACUAUUAAGACCUGGGCGGUUUGAUAAAAUGCUCUACCUAGGAGUGUCGGAUACACAUGACAAGCAACAAACUAUCCUCGAAGCUCUGACGCGAAAGUUCACACUCCACCCCACCCUCUCCCUCCCCCGCAUCGCCGCCGCCCUCCCCUUCACCUACACGGGCGCGGACAUGUACGCCCUCUGCUCCGACGCCAUGCUCAAAGCUAUCACGCGGCAAGCGCGCGCCGUGGACGAAAAAGUAAAAGCGCACAACGCGUCUAACCCGCCGAUCUCGAUAGCGUAUUUCUUCGACCACUUAGCUAAAGAAGAGGAUAUGGCUGUCAUGGUCACGGAGCAGGAUUUCUUGGAGGCGGAAAGGGAGCUCGUGCCGAGCGUGAGUGCGGAUGAGUUGGGACAUUAUGAUAAGGUGCGGCGGAGCUUUGAGGGCGCGGAGGAGAAGGGGAAGGGGAAGGAGGCGGGGAUGGUGGUUCGGCAGCAGGUGUCGAAUGCGGCUGCUAAGGGGAAGGGGAAGGGGAAGAUGGGGGCGCCGCCGGCUGUGGUUGAUGGGCCCGCUCAGGCAGCGGGGGAUAGUGGGAGUGAUGAUGAUUAUGUCAUUCGGACUGACCAUCUCAUCACGAACGGCUCUGCUGGUAGUGGGGACGGUAAGGGCAAAGGCAAGGGAAAAGGAAAAGGUAAGGGGAAGGGGAGUGUUGAUAUUGCGGAAGGCGGGUUCGGUGACGCGGCGGAGGGGGAGGAGGAUUUGUAUAGUUAGACAUCUAGCAAGUAUUGGGAAUUGUAUUACUACUUAAAUGGGGCGUCUUUCUACGGCCGCCUCGGCUUACCCUCCCC